GCGAGGAAGGACACACCAGGGCUUGGAGAAUGCGCGGAGGGGUGGGCGGCGCUCGUCUUCCCACCGCCUGUGCGGACCGGAUGGUUGCCGGCAUAUAGUCGGUCCCACUCCCCCACCGCGCGUCCGCGCCGCUCUCGCCGCCGCAUCUACCUUCCUUGUCGUUGGCCCGGCCUUUCUCUCUGCCGUGGUGGGAGAAGCGACUCGUGCGCGCGCUCGGCCUAGAAAUUGAGCACGGAGGCGGGGGCGGCGGCUCUCCGGGGUGUGGAAGGUGCCGAGCCGCACGAGGGUGCCGCCGUUCCGAGUCGCCAAACCGGGGCCGUAGCUGUGGGGUUUUUUGGUCGGGUGGUGGGCAAGCAGAGAGCGAUGGCUACGCCCAGGAAGGGGACGGCGACGCCGCUGGGCGCUGUCUUCUCGCCGGAGGAGACAAAGAGGGCCGUGGCGAGGGUGGCCGAGGCCAUCGCCGACCGCCGUGCCGAGCUUGGGCGCCUCCAGGGUUUCGUCGCCGACAACGCCGCGCUCGUCUCCCUCGUCAACAGGCUCCCCGACGAACUCUCCCACGAGAUCAUGGUUCCCUUUGGUGGUGCUGCAUUUUUCCCAGGGAAAUUAAUCCACACGAAUGAACUCUUGGUGCUUCUAGGUGAAGGGUACUACGCACAGAGAUCUGCUAAGCAGACAACUGAGAUUUUGCACAGAAGGGGGCUGGAAUUGGAAGCUCAAGUUGAAGCGAUGAAGGCAACUAUAUCUGACCUUGAGGCUGAGGCGAAAUUCUUUGAGUCCACUGCUGACGAGGCUUCUGAGGGUCUUGUUGAAAUUAGGGAAGAAUAUGAUGAAGAGACGGAGAAUAAUUCAUUAAAAUCAGAGGCUUCAAGUUUUGCUGGGGGCAUGUCAGAUAAAGAUAGGGAACAUGCUCGAAUCAUGGCAAGGUUAGAUGAACUUGAAAUGGAAGAAAAGGAAGUUGAAAGUACUUCUGAAGAAGAAGAAGAUGCCGAUGACAAUGACGAAGAUGAUGAAGGUGCUGGAACAAGUGAGGAUGGUGAGGAAUCUGGAAAUGCUUUAAGUGGUGACAAUGAGCAUCACAGUUCUAGUUUUGGCGCCUCGUUUUCUGGAAGUGGUGGUAAUGAUAGGAGUCAUGAGAAUAUCCAGCUGAAGAGUGCAUUUAAGAAGCCUGGAGGAGGGGAACUGCUGAGAGGUGUUUCUCAUACACCAUCAGCCCACACAUCUCAUCCAGUAUUUCCUGGCCAAACUUCUAUAAUAAACUCUGAAGUUCAGGUUCCCACUAAAGCUGUUUCUUUUCAAGACGACAAGCAUAUAGUUAGUUCAUUAAAGUCUCCUCCCUUGCCACUGGAUCCGAAAUACUCUGCUCCAGGGCUCAAGGAUUCUUCAGACCUCGUUCCAUCUCGUGAUCGAAAGAUAAUAUCAAGUGGGCGAAAGCAGGCCUUUACUGGAUCUAUUAUUGAACAUGAUGACAAUCUUUCAGCCACUCAAUCUUCAGCGAGCAAUUCUUCUGAGAAACCUGGUACUUCUGCUUCUUCAAGGCCUAUGUCUAGAUUCAAGAUGCAGAAAGGAGAGCGCUGAGUCUCUGACACCAGGGUGAAUCUAUGGCAACAGAGCUGCAUUUGCGAUAAUCUCCAUAAGUGGUUGUGCUGAUACAGCACGUUUGAAUUUUAGUUGAUCAAGAUUCUUCUUUCAUACAAUGAUUGCUGAAUGGAGAUUACCGAAGUCAACAUUGUAUCCCACCACCUCCAUGGGGGCUUAAGCGACAGCGAUCAGUUCAAAUAGAGCAGUUUGUCUGAGCUGUUGAGCACCUGAAAACUAGACAUUUCCUUGUCGAGUGAUUUUUGCCUUGUGCGGACGGUGGAGUGCAUGUUCAGUGAAACGGUCUGUGGAUACGUGUGGCGUGUCCAGUAACAUGUAAGCUGCGCAACCUCCCAGGUUAUUUCAUUCAUCGGGUGGUAUGCAUAAUACUAGUUUGCUUGAAGUGCCACAUGCGAGGUCACUAUUGCGAUGUGGGCAUUACACAUCUA
Molecule: messenger RNA, 2024 nt
Organism: Phragmites australis (common reed)
Lineage: Eukaryota; Viridiplantae; Streptophyta; Magnoliopsida; Poales; Poaceae
Exons: 11
Coding region: 364-1575 (403 amino acids)
Biological process (GO): negative regulation of phosphatase activity; negative regulation of transcription by RNA polymerase II
Molecular function (GO): phosphatase inhibitor activity; transcription corepressor activity; chromatin binding
Source: RefSeq, a predicted model, not a curated record